GCCACUGUCUGUCUCCCAAAAGGGUCCCCACACCCACCCAUCACAGGUCAGCCCUCUGCUCCAGGCUAGCCCUCCCAUUGCCGGUAUAUUGGUCCAGCCCCCACCUCUCCCGGUUCGUAUUGCUCCUGCGCUCUUCUGGAAACCUCUGGACACCACAGGAUCCUUUGCUGCCAUCCGUGUUGACUGUUCCUGCGUUUACUCUGGAGCCGUGAGCCCCUCUUUGUCCCGUUUCAGCUCGUACAGCCUGGCCCUCUCUCGACACUGACACAAGUGUCCUCUUUCUUUCCCGUCACCUUUCUACCUCCAAGUCUCACUCACUAUGUCGUCAACACGUGCAAACCAGUGGUUUGUGCCGGGCGAUGGCAUUGCGAGAGAGGUCAUCACGGCCGACAUCCAGCGCUACUUGGGCCCAGAUGCGCUGGUCAGGCCUGGCGUAGGCACCGGAGAAUACCAGAAUCAGCCUGGCUACUGGAUAACUGCCUAUCGCACACUCACUUCGCAAAUGAUUCAGGAUCUUAAAUUGGACUCACAACGUUGGCAGCAGGAACGGACACCAGGCGAGGCAGGACGUGGAGUGGCGUAUCAGGACUCCAGAACACAUGCUGCCCGUCAGCAUUGGGGUCCCACAAAGCCAUAUGAGCAUCCUUCAGAGCCACCUCGUCAGGCGGCCGCCGUGUCGUCGAGAACGCCGUACGCGUCUUCUGCUGGUAGCUAUUCUGGCAGUGAAGCAAACUACACGCACGCCCCAUCGGCCGCAUAUGGAAGCUCACACCCAGGCUACCAACCUGCACCAGCAGUAUCAGCCCCAAGGACACAACCUGCGGAUCCGUACGCUUACCCACAGUCCAGUGGACGGGAUUCAAGGGAGUACCAAACCCAACCAGGAUAUUCACCGUAUUCAACACAGGCUCCCACGGACCCAUACGGACGGCCCACGGCGCCUCCAACGGCCAGCUAUCCAGCCUCAAGUACCACACCAGCUCCAGGUUACUAUAUUGCUUCCGAUGGUCGCCAAUACCCCCUGUCGCAACAGCCACAAUCUUCCCGAAAUCCUGGGCCUGGAAAGAGAAACUACUAGCCUUGCACAGGGUGUGAAUGCCAUACAAUCUCCUGUUCCAGACAGCCAAGGUGGACUAUUUAUGACCGCCAGGUAAUCCCAGGUGGCCUCUAUAUCUCCGUCAUUCUAUGGUUCCUGGAGAUACUUUUCAUUAUGUUUUCCGGACUUUGCGUAUGGAUAACGGUCACUGUUUGACCCUAAUGGACCCCCCUGAAUUCCGUAUGGACCCGUUCGGAGUCCGUCAGUGUUUUAUCGAAAAGCAUCCAGGUGUACUGCUCCC
Molecule: messenger RNA, 1337 nt
Organism: Dothidotthia symphoricarpi CBS 119687
Lineage: Eukaryota; Fungi; Ascomycota; Dothideomycetes; Pleosporales; Dothidotthiaceae
Exons: 6
Coding region: 320-1078 (252 amino acids)
Source: RefSeq, a predicted model, not a curated record